Sporothrix brasiliensis 5110 is the source of this 900-nucleotide messenger RNA. RefSeq lists its product as uncharacterized. NCBI's taxonomy places the organism in Eukaryota, Fungi, Ascomycota, Sordariomycetes, Ophiostomatales, Ophiostomataceae. The transcript has 2 exons. The coding region runs from base 1 to 900 and encodes 299 amino acids. The record is from RefSeq and is a predicted model, not a curated record.
AUGAAGGACGAUGAGAUAUUGAAGGAGGAGAGAGUAGAGGCCGGGAUAAGGGAAGACGAAUUCGGGGAGAGAGUCGGUGACACCGAGAAGGAAGCAGACGGCGUAAUGGACGGUAGAACGGAGGGCGAAAUGGAAGGCGAAUUGGACAGCGAGAGAGAUGACAACGGGGGCGCUCUGCUCAAAGUCGAGCUGGCCGACAAAGGCACAGAACUGUUGCUAAUGGAUAUGGAUGAAGCGGACGGCACAGAGGCGGACAAAGACGAAGAAACCGACCAAGACACCGGCACAGACGACGACGUGGCAUUAAAGAGUGGCUGGACUCCGCCGCUGGUCGGGAUCGAUGGAGAGACUGAAGAAGUAGUGGUACUGAUGCUCGACGUCAGGGUGGCGCCCGACAAGUCGGUGGACGACGACGUGGAGGCACUGCUGGUUGAGUUGGGCCAGCGAGGAGGCGACGACGACGAAAACGGCAAGCCAGACGGCGAUGCACUGGGGGAAUAUGCAGUGGACGUGGACGAGAACGAGGAGGCCGACGAGAUGAACGACAAAGUGGUCGAGUUGGCUGGUAAAGAAACCGAGAGAGUGACGAACGUAGAGGGCACCGACGACCAGGACACGUGCGGGGACGACCAGGACGACGCAGACGAUGAGAGCCUGCUCGACGAGACGAGUGCCGAUGACGACGGCGACGGCGAUUCCGACGCACUCGCAGGCGUCAGAGUCGACACAGUCGUCAGAAGCGUGACAGUUGUAAUUGUGGUGAACUCGGUGACCGUCGUCUCGGAAGCAGACGAAGACGAAGCCGACGACGGCGAGACAGGAGAAUGCGAGGUCGGUGAAGACGACGCGGUCACCGUGUGGGCCACAGCAACAGUGGUGUUGAAUGUCACGCCUGGCUGA